AUGGAGAACUCCGAGAAGAUCACCAAGGAGACCGUCCAGUCUGACGCCGAAAAGUCGGCUGAGCAGACCCCUCGUACCGUCAUCCCCAUGGACACCAGCCAGUACCACAAGAACUUAGAGAUGCAGUCCCUGCUCAUCAAGAAGAUGAUCCGCAACGUCGCCGGGUUGAACCACACCAGCCCUUACGUCAAGAUCGAGUCCAACUACGAAGUCGACGUUGUCCCUAAGCAUCUCACUGUGGUCGAAGCUCGUGAAAUGAUGCAGAGACACAUGGUCGCUUACCAUGACGCCUCAAGACUCACCAAUCUCAACAACGAAAACGAGUCCAAGGAAAAGGAAAAGGGAAAAGAGAAGGUCUUCGAGACUGUCUCCUCCUCUGACGAGACCGAUGAGGUGUGUUCUGACUCUGCAUCAACUCAGACCAAGACACCCAUCGAUCCUUCUCAAGAGAGCAUCGAGAAGGCCGAAGUUGUCAAGGAACUUGAGGUCGUCACGGUCGAAGACCUGGAGAAGAGGUUGGCCGAAUCUGCUCGCUUCGCUGACGACAUGGAGGCCAAGUUGCGCGCUAUCGUGAGGAGAAAUAGGAAGCACAUCGGUCUGUCGGAGUAA
Aureobasidium subglaciale EXF-2481 is the source of this 609-nucleotide messenger RNA. RefSeq lists its product as uncharacterized. The transcript has a single exon. NCBI's taxonomy places the organism in Eukaryota, Fungi, Ascomycota, Dothideomycetes, Dothideales, Saccotheciaceae. The coding region runs from base 1 to 609 and encodes 202 amino acids. The record is from RefSeq and is a predicted model, not a curated record.